This is a messenger RNA of Naumovozyma dairenensis CBS 421, 198 nucleotides long. RefSeq lists its product as uncharacterized. The record is from RefSeq and is a predicted model, not a curated record. Gene Ontology annotation, cellular component: endoplasmic reticulum membrane. The coding region runs from base 1 to 198 and encodes 65 amino acids. Gene Ontology annotation, molecular function: enzyme regulator activity. Lineage: Eukaryota; Fungi; Ascomycota; Saccharomycetes; Saccharomycetales; Saccharomycetaceae. The transcript has a single exon.
AUGAAUAGGUUUGCUUUGAUCUUGGUUAUUGCUGCUUUCUAUACAUUAUGGUUGUUCCUUCCGAUCUUUGGUUGGGAUGGAAAAAUACCCUUUUUCCCUAUUCCAAGUGAUUAUGCCAUUUACUUGCCGAUAUUUCUGUUGAUGACUGGUUUCACUCUUAUUGGGACAUUUUUGGGAUUCCUAUUGAUAUUAAAUUAA